Branchiostoma belcheri (Belcher's lancelet) is the source of this 2124-nucleotide messenger RNA. RefSeq names its product fibroblast growth factor receptor 3-like. Gene Ontology annotation, molecular function: protein binding; ATP binding; transmembrane receptor protein tyrosine kinase activity. The record is from RefSeq and is a predicted model, not a curated record. Gene Ontology annotation, cellular component: signaling receptor complex. Bases 104 to 1504 code for a protein of 466 amino acids. The transcript is spliced from 15 exons. NCBI's taxonomy places the organism in Eukaryota, Metazoa, Chordata, Leptocardii, Amphioxiformes, Branchiostomatidae. Gene Ontology annotation, biological process: protein phosphorylation; multicellular organism development; positive regulation of kinase activity.
AGCAGCAGUGCGGUGUUACGUAGACUCUGGAGCCAGAAGACGCAAGCGGAACACAGAAAAGUUAUUCACGACAAGUGGGUACAUUGAACCUGUUAUAACAGAAAUGGACAACCAACUUGAAGUCGAAACUGUUCCUCUUGUCCCCAUCAUCGCUGGCUGUGCGGCUGCUCUACUGGUGGUUGUUCUGGUGACAGUAGGGAUUAUAUGUUACAGGAAAAGAAGGUCCGGAGACGACCAGAACCCUGCAGGUCUUCAGCUAGAUCUAAAGAUAAUCAAAGGAGACGAGCCCUCCGCCACGGAAUCAGCUGAGAAUCCUGCAUGUAAGACGUUGGAUGAAGACAGUUCACUUAAUAAUUACGAAACGACCAUUUACCACAUCCAAGACCUUGUCACUGUGGACGACGUAGUGGAAUUCCUGAAGUCCAGUGGUUAUGGGCAGUACGCUGCAGCAUUUAGGCGACACAAGAUAGACGGAGAAGCAGUCUCGAAUCUGAGCGACGCUGUGCUUGCUGAGCUGAUUCCUGAGAUCGGACCGAGGGUCAAACUACAAAAAACACUGCAGGAGCUGAAGGACAACUCGGACUCCGCUGAACGCAGCAAACCUGUCCACGCUGACUGGGAAAUUCCCCGGUCCAGUCUGACGCUCGGUAAAGUCCUGGGGAAGGGACAGUUUGGAGAGGUCCGUAUGGGGGAGCUGAGGAAGAGAGGUGUGACCCAGACUGUGGCAGUCAAGACACUGAAAGCAUCUGCCGAAGACAGGGACAAAGAGGACCUGAUGGGGGAGCUGGAGAUUCUGGUCACUGUCGGUCGUCAUGACAACAUCAUCAGUCUUGUUGGCGCAUGCACAGUAGAAGGCCCUCUGACACUUGUGGUUGAGUACGCACCAAACGGCUGUCUGAAGGACUGGCUGAAGGACAACCGUCCUGAGGAGCUGGACCAGACAGACUGCACAAACAUCGCCACCGCCGGGGUUCAGCUGCCGAUGGACCAGCUCAUCCUGUUCGGUAUUGACAUCGCGAAUGGGAUGAGUCAUCUGGCAGCCAUGCAGUGUGUCCACCGUGACCUUGCCGCCAGGAACGUACUUCUGGGGAAGAACCUGACGGCCAAGAUCUCAGACUUUGGUCUGUCACGGGAUAUCUACGAGGACACUGAGUACGUAAAGAGCACCAAGAGCCAGCUUCCCGUCCGUUGGAUGGCAUUCGAGUCCCUUUUCCACCACACGUACACCACACAGAGUGAUGUAUGGUCCUUUGGAGUCCUUCUGUGGGAGAUUAUGACGAUGGGUAAGAAGCCGUACGGUCAGAUGGCUGGCAAAGAGCUCAUGAAACUGUUGCCGGAUGGCUACAGGCUGGAGAAACCUGCUCUAUGUCCUCAGGACAUCUACGAUGUGAUGAGGUGCUGUUGGGAAACCCUCCCUGAGAACAGACCAACGUUCCCUGACCUGAAGGUGACUCUGGACCGGAUCAUUCAAGAUUACAAGACAUAUGCCUCACUGAUGAAGUAAGAACUGUGGAUAGAAAGAUAGAGACAGAGAAGAAUCCAUUUGCCAAUUGAAACUUUCUAUCAUUUUCUACAUAAUGUAUAGCCAGAAUGACUUAUGUAUACAAUCCUAGAAAUAUCAAGCAUAAGAACAAUAUCUUACACUAGUUAUGGAACAGUAUAUUACUCCCAUGAAGAUUCAUUUUUGUCACAAACACAGUACAUAUACUGCACAAGCUGCACCAUAACCUAAGAAUAUAUCAAGGACAAUUCACUUAAAAUCUUUUAGCAAAAACAAUUAAUUUCUUACAUUCUUAUUCAAUAUAUUUGCAUCAUGUAUUUUCUCAUUAUAUCUAACCAAGAGUUGACUUUGCACAAUCGAAAACAUGACAAAAACAACUGAAGAAAAUUUCCAACUUCCUUCACCACAGUAAGACAGUCUAGUACUAAAACAAGAUGUAUACUGGAACAAAAAUUACCAACAUACCUUUCAGCAAAGUCACAUGUUACAAAAGCAUGACAUCCAAAUCAGUAAUGUUUUAACAUUAACCUCCCUGGCACUACUUGUUAUAUAAAUGAAAGACCUUUAUUGUACGUUUGUGCUCUACCAAGCUAAGUACAGGUCAUGGGUAAACAGGGAAAAGA